AUGAGUCAAACAACAAGUCAACCAUCUUCACAAGUUCCUGCUCCGGCAAGUUCUCAAGAACCAGUACAACAAUCUCAAGAAUCUAUUAAUAAUGAAUCUCAAAUUCAACAAGAAUUAAAAGAAUCUACACCAUCAACAACACCGUCUAAAAUUACAAAACCAAAAAAGAAAUCUAAAAAAUUAUGUCAAUAUAAACAAUGUACAAAUCAACAUUCCAUUAUUGGUGAUUGUCAGUUUUGUGUUAAGAAAUUUUGUACAACACAUCGUCUUUUAGAAGCACAUGAUUGUGAACAUUAUAGAGAAGUUAAAAAUGAAUAUCAUGAAAGAAAUGCUAAAUUAUUACAAUCCCAACAAACCGUUGUCUCUAAAGUCUGA
Hansenula ciferrii is the source of this 375-nucleotide messenger RNA. It is a transcript of the gene TMC1, whose product is annotated as Tmc1p. The coding region runs from base 1 to 375 and encodes 124 amino acids. The record is from RefSeq and is a predicted model, not a curated record. The transcript has a single exon. Gene Ontology annotation, molecular function: zinc ion binding. Lineage: Eukaryota; Fungi; Ascomycota; Saccharomycetes; Phaffomycetales; Wickerhamomycetaceae.